Messenger RNA from Spea bombifrons (plains spadefoot toad), 3402 nucleotides. RefSeq names its product heat shock protein family H (Hsp110) member 1 (gene HSPH1). Gene Ontology annotation, molecular function: ATP binding; ATP-dependent protein folding chaperone. The record is from RefSeq and is a predicted model, not a curated record. Bases 199 to 2760 code for a protein of 853 amino acids. NCBI's taxonomy places the organism in Eukaryota, Metazoa, Chordata, Amphibia, Anura, Pelobatidae. The transcript is spliced from 18 exons. Gene Ontology annotation, biological process: protein folding. Gene Ontology annotation, cellular component: nucleus; cytosol.
GAGGUAUAUGAAUCGGAGCCGCCGCCUUCCUCACAUUGACUCGCCCACCGAGUGAGAAGCGCCCAACAACAGAAUCAUUCGAACCAUUCAGUACCGGUGCCUGCGCGGACAGUGAAAGGAAGGAGGAUUCUUACGCCUGUUCUUAACAUCGCAUUGGAUUUAUCUGAGAUCGUCUAAUUGUCUUCGCUCGUUAUCACCAUGUCUGUGGUCGGUUUCGACCUGGGCUUCCAGAACUGUCAUGUUGCCAUCGCCAGAGCCGGGGGUAUCGAGACGGUGGCUAAUGAAUUCAGCGACCGCUGCACCCCGGCUGUGGUAUCCUUUGGCACAAAAAACAGAACAAUCGGCGUUGCAGCUAAAAAUCAGAUGAUUACCAACGCCAACAACACAGUAUCCAGCUUCAAGAAACUUCAUAGCCGUGCAUUUAGUGAUCCAUUUGUCCAGCGGGAGAAGAAUAAUUUGCCUUAUGAACUCGUCCAAACAAACAACGGUGUAGUAGGCGUAAAGGUGAUGUAUAUGGAGGAGGAGCACGUGUUUAGUGUGGAGCAGAUCACGGCCAUGCUGCUGACCAAGCUAAAAGAGACCGCUGAGUAUAACCUGAAGAAGCCGGUGACGGAUUGCGUCAUAUCGGUUCCUUCAUUCUUCACUGAUGCAGAAAGGAGAUCUGUACUGGAUGCUGCUCAGAUUGUCGGUCUGAACUGCUUGAAGUUAAUGAAUGAUAUGACUGCAGUUGCCCUGAACUACGGAAUUUAUAAACAGGAUCUUCCAGCUCCUGAAGAUAAGCCCAAGGUUGUGGUUUUUGCUGACAUGGGUCACUCAUCUUUCCAGAUAUCCGCCUGUGCAUUUAACAAAGGCAAACUAAAGGUUCUUGGCACUGCUUUUGACCCAUACCUAGGAGGAAGGAGUUUUGAUGAAAAGCUAGUGGAACACUUCUGCGGAGAAUUCAAAACCAAAUACAAACUGGAUGUGAAAUCAAAAGUAAGGGCUCUCCUGCGUCUUUACCAGGAGUGUGAAAAGCUGAAGAAGCUGAUGAGCAGCAACAGCACAGACCUUCCUCUUAACAUUGAAUGCUUCAUGAAUGAUCUAGACGUGUCGGGACGCAUGAACAGGUCAGAAUUUGAAAGCUUGUGUUCAGACCUCUUGCAAAGGAUAGAUGCUCCUCUACAGUCCCUGAUGGCACAGAUUCAGCUCAGAGUUGAAGAUGUCAGUGCGGUGGAGGUCAUCGGAGGAGCUACGCGAAUCCCAGCCGUCAAGGAGAGGAUUGCAAAGUUCUUUGGGAAAGAAGUCAGCACGACUUUAAAUGCCGAUGAAGCCGUUGCUAGAGGGUGUGCUUUGCAGUGUGCAAUUUUGUCCCCAGCCUUCAAAGUCAGGGAGUUUUCAGUUACUGAUGUGGUUCCGUACUCAAUCUCCCUGAAAUGGAGCACAGAAGCUGAUGAGGCUGAGGGAAUACAUGAGGUCUUCAGCAAAAACCAUGCAGCUCCUUUUUCUAAAGUUUUAACCUUCUACAGAAAGAAUCCAUUCCACCUUGAAGCAUUUUAUUCUGAUCCAUCUGCAAUCCCUUACCCCGAAGCCAAAAUAGGUCAUUUUGUUGUGCAGAACAUUUCUGCAGCUAAAGAUGGUGAGAAAUCCAAAGUGAAAGUGAAGGUUCGUUUUAAUACGCAUGGCAUUUUCAGUGUGUCUACUGCUUCCAUGGUGGAGCGGAUAGAGGCGGACGGGACUGAGGAUCAGUCUGAGGCUGAUAUGGAUGUGAAGAGCACUGUAGAAAAUGCUGAAGCCGAUAAGGCUUUCCAGCAAGAUAACAGUGAUGCUGGAACACAGCCCCAGGUACAAACUGAUGGGUCCCACUCUCCUCCUCCACCCGAGCCUGCCAGUGGGGAAAACAAAGUGCCUGACACUGAAAAAGGACCUGAAAAGAAAAUGGAUCAACCGCCAGAGGCCAAGAAACCCAAAAUAAAAGUCAAGAAUAUUGAGCUGCCUAUUGAGGCAAACCUGGUAUGGCAGCUCGGGAAGGACCUGCUCAAUAUGUAUAUUGAGAAUGAGGGUAAAAUGAUUCUCCAAGACAAGCUGGAGAAAGAACGUAAUGAUGCCAAGAAUGCAGUGGAAGAAUAUGUGUAUGAGUUCAGGGACAAGCUUUCUGGACCGUAUGGGAAGUUUGUUAGUGAAAAGGAUCUAAAUAUAUUCCUGGAUCUAUUAACCCAUACUGAGGACUGGCUGUAUGAGGAUGGGGAAGAUCAGCCCAAACGGGUGUAUGUUGAAAAAUUGGAUGAGUUAAAGAAACUUGGUAAUCCAAUUCAGGCAAGAUACAAGGAAGCAGAGGAGCGACCAAGACUCUUUGAUGAGCUGGGACAAAGACUGCAACAUUAUGCAAAAAUACUAGAGGAAUACAGAAACCAGAGCGAGACAUAUCGGCACAUCAGCAGCAUUGAUAUGGAAAAGGUAGAGAAGAGCGUCAGGGAAACGAUGCAGUGGAUGAAUAACGCAAUGAAUGCUCAAGAUAAACAACCACUGGAUCAGGAACCCGUUAUCUAUGCACAUGAAAUCAGAGCCAAGCGUGCUGCACUGGACAGUAGCUGUCAUGGGAUUGUUUCACAGCCGAAACCAAAGCCCGAGUCGCCACAGAAAGAUAAACCAGUUAAUGGCAUGAACCAGAACAAUGGAGAGAACGUAAAAACCGGAAAGAACAAGGAGAAUCCUGACGCUCCCCAGCAAAACGGGGAAUGCAAUCCAAAUGACAAUAAUACCGUUGACAUGGACUUUGAUUAAAGAAAGCAACUAACAAGGCAACUAGAAAGGUUUUCUCUUCCGUUGCCUGCCUCUAGUUGGGAAAUCUGUAAAUGCAAAUUUAUUCCGGAGUCUUUUGUUUCAGUAUCUCUGUUAGAUGUGACCAAACACUGUCUGAGGACUAUUUAUUAUGACCUGUUUAGUUGUUUCUAAUUGGUUUUCCAUUCACUGUAUUAUAUGGCGCACCAGUCUAUUUUAAAAAAUACCUUGGAAAAAACAAAUUCCUGUGGAAUUGUGAACUUUCAUAUCACGCUUCUGUGCUGAGUUAAACGUUCAUAGCACAGGCGGCAUUUAGAAUUCUGCUUUUUAGGGGUCUGAGCUUCAAUUACCGGAGGGACAGCAUCUUCUAAAAUGUAUUAUUUUUGUGCAUGCCACAAUGUUAAUAUCUAGAAGUUGUCACAAAUGGACUAUCAAAGUGAUACAUUUUGGUUAUUUAUUUUUGAAAGGUUUUUUUUCGUAGAAAAUGAAGCUGUAUUUUAGUUAAGUGGCUUUGAUGGCAGCAGAUUCCAUGUUUUGUUUAGAUGUACUUGUUUCUUCUAAAGAAAGCUGACGGAUGUGCUGCGAAUGUUGUGAAUUGUGGAACCUCCAUUGAACUUUAAUUAAUUAAAAGUUCUGGAAAAAAUG